Messenger RNA from Brassica oleracea var. oleracea, 723 nucleotides. RefSeq lists its product as uncharacterized. The transcript has 4 exons. Bases 1 to 723 code for a protein of 240 amino acids. The record is from RefSeq and is a predicted model, not a curated record. NCBI's taxonomy places the organism in Eukaryota, Viridiplantae, Streptophyta, Magnoliopsida, Brassicales, Brassicaceae.
AUGAGCGAUUACUGUUUCAAAGAUCCUACUCCCGCUGCUAGAGAGUUUCUCGUUGAUAAGUUCAAUCAAGAGUUUAAUAUUAGCGUAACAUACCGCUUCUUCAAAGAAAAACUUGAUCAACUUAAAAGAAAAUACAAGAAGUACAAACAUCUUAUGAAAAAUUAUACGGGCAUUUCGGUUGAUCCUACUACAUCUGUGAUAUCUGCGUCUGAUUCAUGGUGGAAAGAUCGUGAAUCUCAAUACUCUUUGCACCAAAGAAGAGAAGAGUUGAUGAAUAAUGGUCAAAAUAAUGAUGAAGGUCAUUAUUACUCUGAAACAUAUGGUGGUGAAAUGCAACACACUCAGAUUCCUGAAACACAAGAAAAUGAAGAAAUUUCCAAUCCCAGAGUUCAACAACGAGGUGGACUAAGGCGUGGAAGUAGUUAUAAGUUGAAGUUUUUACAAGCUCUUACUGGAUAUACACGGGACAGCGAAUUAGUGGGAAAGCGGUUAGAAUCUGGACAAAAAUUUGGUAGUCCAACUUGUGGGCAAUGGAGUUCGGGUUCUCAACAAUGGGGAACACCUCCAAAUCCACCACAAUGGGGUACACCUCCAAGUGCCCCGCAAUGGGGAACACUGCCAAAUGCUCCGCAAUGGAGUUCACCUUCAAAUGUUCCGCAGUGGGGUACACCGCCAAAUGCCCCACAAUGGGGUACACCACCAAAUGCACCGCAAUGGAGUUAA